AUGAGUGCACUUGAGCUGAUAUUAAGGAUACUGCAGUUUAAACAGGGAGAGCAGAAACAUCAGCUUGAAUCAGACUGCAGAACAAUAUCUGUUUUCAUGAUAAAAGUCCGUGCUACUUUGGAAGAAAGAAAUCUUCUCUUCUGUGUCAAAGUGCUUGAAAAUGUUCCAGGAUAUAGUGUUACAAGCUCAACUUUUUCUUUCAUUAUGCCUCUCUCUCGUCUUAAUUCUGUACUAUGUUCUACACAUAGUAAUGGGCCGAAGGAAUGGAAGGAUGUAUCUGCAAAUUGUGGACAAAAAAAGCAGUCUCCAAUUAAUGUUAUUACACAUGAUGCUAAGUUUGAUUCAAAACUGGAACCCUUCAAAUUCGAAGGAUAUGAUCAGGGAAAGACCUUAACAUUAAAAAACAAUGGCCAUUCAGCUCAACUAGGACUAGAUAGUGCAAUGAAAAUUUCUGGAGGAGGCCUUUCUGGUACAUAUACUGCUACACAGCUCCAUUUUCAUUGGGGCAGCAAAGACAAGCCUGGAUCAGAACACACUCUAAAUGGAAAACAAUAUCCAAUAGAGCUUCAUAUAGUACAUCAGCAAGCAGCACGGUCAGAUCCCAGUGGAGGGAGCACGGCAACUGGAGGUCUUGCAGUUCUUGGAUUUUUCUUUACAGAGGGUAAAGACAAUGAACAUUACAGCAACUUAAUUGGGGGCCUCAGCAAGAUCGUGAACUUAGAUAGUACAACUACUAUUUCUGAUGUAAAGCUCAAAGACUUGAUUCCAGCAGAAGAGGAACUGAAACUUUUUUACAGAUAUGAAGGCUCACUUACUACUCCUUUAUGUAACGAGACUGUCACUUGGACAGUGUUUCCUGCACCAAUUGAGCUUGGAAAAAGUCAGAUUGAGGCUUUCUAUACAAACCUAAAGUACAGUGAUGACAAACUCAUGACAGACAAUUUCAGGCCUAUUCAAAAGCUGAAUGAAAGAACUAUCUAUACUUCUGGCGUUGAUGCGAUCUUACCUUACAGUAGAUAUUUGCUGAUCUCAUUGCUUGUGUUUUAUUUAACAUCAGUAUCCUAA
Molecule: messenger RNA, 1065 nt
Organism: Bufo gargarizans (Asiatic toad)
Lineage: Eukaryota; Metazoa; Chordata; Amphibia; Anura; Bufonidae
Gene: CA4
Product: carbonic anhydrase 4
Exons: 9
Coding region: 1-1065 (354 amino acids)
Cellular component (GO): plasma membrane
Molecular function (GO): zinc ion binding; carbonate dehydratase activity
Source: RefSeq, a predicted model, not a curated record